This is a messenger RNA of Cuscuta campestris, 674 nucleotides long. Lineage: Eukaryota; Viridiplantae; Streptophyta; Magnoliopsida; Solanales; Convolvulaceae. The record is from the annotation of a GenBank genome assembly.
GAAAGAAAGAGGUGACGAGGGAGAGGAGGAAGGGGACGACCUUUUCUUUUUCUUUUUUUUUUUUAAAAAAAGAUGAGCUACGAAAAAGUGCCCCAAGAGCCGUAUCCACCCCUGGGAUACGGAUCUCUAUAUCCUCCGCCUUCCGCUCCACCGCCGCCGCCGUCCUCCUACGAGGGCUACCCGCCGGCUCCAGGAUAUCCUUUUCCUCCUCCGCCCCCGCGUCCCGGGGGUUAUCAAGGAUACUUCUGCCACCAUCCGCCACCGCCCCCGCCCCCGCCGCAGGUCUACCACUGUGAUCACCACCAUUGCCAUGAUGACUCUGCCGGUUGCAUCUCUUUCUUGCGUGGAUGUUUUGCUGCUCUGUGUUGCUGCUGCAUAUUGGAGGAAUGCUGUUUAUGAUUAUAUCCAUCAAUACAACAUGUACUUCAUUUGACAUCAUUUAUGGGCUUUGAUGGAGUUGUGAAUUGGUGAACUUAAUAUAUUUCUGGGAAGAAUCUCUACUUGCCAUAUUUUCAUGUGUGAGAUCUGUUAGCAUCAUACCAACUGUGAACUAUAUAUCUUUACCAUUACCGGACGUGCCGUACAUUUUUUCUGUUUUUUGUAUGCUUUGAUGGGUGAAUAAAAUCUAUUGUCGAUCUAUAUCACUUGACUUGCCGAAGUACUUUCCUUUUUUU